Molecule: messenger RNA, 294 nt
Organism: Protopolystoma xenopodis
Lineage: Eukaryota; Metazoa; Platyhelminthes; Monogenea; Polystomatidea; Polystomatidae
Source: the annotation of a GenBank genome assembly
AUGCGAUACACAAGACCUAAUCUUGACGAAAAUGCACAUCGUAUUCUUCUAAAUCCAUCAGAGGACUUCUACCUCGAGGAACAGUUUCAUGAGCAUAAUGAAGAUGAUCACGACAGGGAAAGUAUAAACAAAAACCGGGAAGUUCAAGUGGUUACAGAGUUAAACAGUUAUGGGCAUGAAGAGGAUGGUGUGUGGGCAGAUCACCCAAUAAAUUCAUCAGGAUUCAUCGAGAAGAAGACUAGGCCUCUGCAGCUGGCCUUUGAUCCAGAAGCCUCUAUCUUAAAUGAGGUUUGA